UUGGGGAAUGACGGUUGGAGAGGAGCGGGCCAGACGAAAGAGCAGCAUACCCCUAAGAGGACAGAGAAAACAGGCAGGCAGGGAACGUAACAGGAAGUGGUGACUUGAGAGAGAAGAAGCGUGGCAGGGGCAGAAAAGCAAAUUAGAAAUAAAAAAAGGGAUUAGGCAAAAGAAGAAACCAACUGAACCAGAGGGAAAGUGAGAGCAGAGAAAGUGUGAGUGAAAGACAGACAUCUACCCAAAAAAGGGAGCUAGUGUCUGCCAAUUGCACUGCAUUGACUGUAGGAAUAGACUUCUAAGGACCCAUAGACAGAGGGAUCUAUAAACAGAGAAAUUAGGGAUUGGGUCCCAUGCUGUUAGCCAUGGCUCUAACUUUCAAAUUCCCAUACCAUCUUCAGAGCUGGGAUCACAUUUUUUGAGAGCAUUGCUGAAGUUACCACCUGGUUCUCCAUUCUCUCACUGUUGGCUCAGGAAUACAAGAACUCAUGGGACAUGACCAGGAAAGAAAAGAAAAAACAAACAAUAUGCAAGGAAAGGAAAGAAGAGUUGUGGAAAAUUUGCUGGCCAGAAGAUAAAGAAAAAUAGGGAUAUGUCCUCAGCACCAACCACUCCUCCGUCAGUGGAUAAAGUAGACGGAUUUUCUCGGAAGUCCGUCAGAAAAGCCAGACAGAAGAGGUCACAAAGCUCCUCCCAGUUUAGGUCUCAGGGCAAGCCUAUUGAAUUAACUCCUCUGCCUCUUCUAAAAGACGUUCCAUCUUCAGAGCAGCCUGAACUGUUCCUAAAGAAACUUCAGCAGUGCUGUGUAAUUUUUGACUUCAUGGACACACUAUCAGACCUUAAAAUGAAAGAAUACAAGCGCUCCACUCUUAAUGAACUGGUGGACUACAUUACAAUAAGCAGAGGCUGUUUGACAGAGCAGACUUAUCCCGAAGUAGUUAGAAUGGUAUCUUGCAAUAUAUUUAGAACUCUCCCACCCAGUGACAGCAAUGAAUUUGAUCCAGAAGAAGAUGAACCCACCCUUGAGGCAUCAUGGCCACAUUUACAGCUUGUAUAUGAGUUUUUCAUACGAUUUUUGGAAAGCCAAGAAUUCCAACCUAGCAUUGCCAAAAAGUACAUAGAUCAGAAAUUUGUAUUACAGCUUUUGGAGCUGUUUGACAGUGAAGACCCUCGAGAACGGGACUACCUAAAAACAGUCUUACACAGAAUUUAUGGCAAGUUCCUUGGUCUUAGAGCAUUUAUCCGAAAACAGAUUAACAAUAUUUUUCUACGGUUUGUUUAUGAAACUGAACACUUCAAUGGUGUAGCUGAACUCCUGGAAAUAUUAGGAAGUAUUAUCAAUGGUUUUGCUUUACCUCUUAAAGCAGAGCAUAAACAGUUUCUGGUGAAGGUGCUGAUUCCUUUACAUACUGUCAGGAGUUUAUCACUCUUCCAUGCUCAGCUGGCAUAUUGUAUAGUACAGUUUCUGGAGAAAGAUCCUUCACUCACAGAGCCAGUCAUUAGAGGUUUAAUGAAAUUCUGGCCAAAAACCUGCAGUCAGAAAGAGGUCAUGUUCCUUGGGGAGCUGGAGGAGAUCUUGGAUGUGAUUGAACCUUCACAAUUUGUCAAAAUUCAGGAACCUUUAUUUAAACAAAUUGCCAAGUGUGUUUCGAGUCCUCAUUUUCAGGUGGCAGAAAGGGCGCUGUAUUAUUGGAAUAAUGAAUACAUCAUGAGUUUGAUAGAAGAGAACUCCAACGUUAUACUUCCCAUCAUGUUUUCCAGUCUUUAUAGGAUUUCCAAAGAACACUGGAAUCCGGCUAUUGUGGCUUUAGUCUACAACGUGUUGAAGGCGUUUAUGGAAAUGAACAGCACCAUGUUUGACGAGCUGACAGCCACUUACAAGUCAGAUCGUCAGCGCUUAUCCAAAGCGGCAGGUGAAAAAAAUGAGGAAACUUCGGGAACUCCGAGCAGUUUGCGACUUCGUUUAAGUCAUGCCUUUUGUGUGACUCGGGGUUCCCACAAGCAAAGUGAAGGGUACUGUAUGUCAUCAAACCUUGUUAGUGAGAAGAAGAAAGAGAAGGAACGUGAAGAACUGUGGAAAAAACUGGAGGAUUUGGAGUUAAAGAGAGGUCUUAGACGUGAUGGAAUAAUUCCAACUUAACAAAAGAAACAAAGCAGCAUUAUUAACCUGUGGAGUCACACAUUUAUGUAGUAGAAGAUGGAGCAACAGUUUUCUGUAUUGUGCAACUUUACAGUAGAUUUCACAUUUGUUUCAUUAUUACAACAGCACUGUAUAUAACUGUCUCUAAGUAAAGGAAAAAAUAAGGACUUUUCUCCAAAGUUUGGACAGCAGAUGGACUUCUCAGAACUUUGCAACAUAAUCAUUGUUUUGACCCUUCUUUAAAUCCAGUCUUCAAAGAUCUGUUGAUGAAAAUUGCUAUGUCAAAAUUUCAUUGUCAGGACCUGUUCCUUAUUUAUCAUUAGCAGAGAGUAUGAUACAACUUUCAAAUGUGAACAAUCUUAAAUUUAGCUUGCCUUUCUGCUAAACUGUUAAAUGUAUUUAUAGUAAAAGAGAAAAAAGAUUGUCAUUUCCUUUUGAGUUUGUGUAACAUCCUCCUUCUCUGGAUAACUUUACUGUAAUUUGACAUUUUUUUCCCUUUUGCACAUCUUCAUAAGUUGAAUGUCCAUGCAGAUCAGGGCCAUGAAAAAUAUAGGUCCCUAAGAUUUUGUUUACUGGUGUGAGUAUCUUUCUGGUACCAGGCUAGCACUGGUACUCCUUCAAUUUAAACAUUAGGAGUAAAAAUAAAGAGAUGAUAAACAUAGUAGGGAAGGAAAUUUCAGAUUAAUGCAUCAAUUUAUUGUGAAUCCACACUGUCUUGAAUCCUUUGAAAAUGGGCAAUAGUAACACCAUGAACUUCAGUACCUAACCAGUAUUAGUUACAUGUCAUUGGACACACAUACCAGAGCUGUUUUGGUAAUACUAAUGGCUAAAUGAUUACUAUAUACAUUUUAUUGGACCAUUUUGAAAUUAUAACGACAAACGCUAAACAGUACAAGCAUGAAAUUGAUCUCCAGUGGUCAUGGGUCUAAUUGGGAACAGAGCUGAGCAAACAGUUUGGACUGUUUGGAGUUGUUGCCUUACUUUUUAAUAUGUAUUUAUAAAGUAUUCCAGCAAAAGAGGAUGUAGCCUCUAAAAACAUACUAUAGUGUUUUUGUGACUGUAGUACUAUUACUCAUCACAGCGCCAGCCCUAUGGUUUUAGCUGGAAAGGAUUCUGGAUAAUAUACUUCUGCAUUCUGAAGUGGAUGCUCAUUCCUAACUACUGUAUUUGUUACCAAAAGUGGUUCUACAAAUGCUACUGAAAAAAAAUUCUGGAAAUCCUAAUGUCCUGAGUAUUAAUAAUAAAGUUUAAAAUGCUUUUA
Molecule: messenger RNA, 3398 nt
Organism: Mauremys mutica (yellowpond turtle)
Lineage: Eukaryota; Metazoa; Chordata; Testudines; Geoemydidae
Gene: PPP2R5E
Product: protein phosphatase 2 regulatory subunit B'epsilon
Exons: 16
Coding region: 590-2137 (515 amino acids)
Biological process (GO): protein dephosphorylation; signal transduction
Cellular component (GO): nucleus; protein phosphatase type 2A complex; cytosol
Molecular function (GO): protein phosphatase activator activity
Source: RefSeq, a predicted model, not a curated record